AUGGAUAAAUUACCUUAUUUUAAAGGUGAGAGUAUCAUGUUAAAGGGAGUGGGUGUUAAUCAUCCCAAUGAAGAUAACUCUUCCUCCAUGGCAGCUGUUGUUGGGACUGUCACCUGGCCAGCUACUAAUCAGUAUGCUACUAGAAUUUGUCCUCAGGAGAACAUGACUGAGAAGAUAAAAUAUUUUGGAAUAAUGUGCAAAGACCCGGUGAGCGCUUAUAAGGGAGACAACUUGGAUGUUGGCCAAAGUAAAGGCUCCAUAAGUAAUGGUAAUGUCACUCCUGAAGAACCUAGUUCAUCCAAAAAGGUACCAGUAAAUAGCAAGGUCAGAGCCUUGGUGCAAGAAAGUGGGGCUGAGGAUGUUGAGAUUGAAAGGUUGAAGAAGAUCCAUUUUAAUGAUAAAGGCACUAGCAGGCCAGUUCACUAUCAUGUUCUCUUGGAUGAAAACGCUUUCGGCUUUCAGCAAUUGCAGAAGCUGGUGUACGAGAUAUGCUUCACAUUGGCGUAUUUUCCAAUGUCGGUUAAACUUGUUCCACCAAUUUUCUACGCAGACCUUGUUGCCUUCAGGGGACGGCUGUUCCAUGAGGUGGUUAUGGAGAAGACAAAGUCUGCAGAAGCAUCCGGUAAAGCAGAACACUACAAUGUCCACCAUGAUCUGCAAAACACUAUGUUUUUUUUCUGA
Messenger RNA from Nicotiana attenuata, 681 nucleotides. Its product is annotated as protein argonaute 2-like. Gene Ontology annotation, molecular function: nucleic acid binding. The transcript is spliced from 3 exons. The record is from RefSeq and is a predicted model, not a curated record. Gene Ontology annotation, biological process: regulatory ncRNA-mediated post-transcriptional gene silencing. Bases 1 to 681 code for a protein of 226 amino acids. Lineage: Eukaryota; Viridiplantae; Streptophyta; Magnoliopsida; Solanales; Solanaceae. Gene Ontology annotation, cellular component: cytoplasm.